Messenger RNA from Diabrotica virgifera virgifera (western corn rootworm), 456 nucleotides. RefSeq names its product Krueppel-like factor 13. Gene Ontology annotation, molecular function: DNA-binding transcription factor activity, RNA polymerase II-specific; RNA polymerase II cis-regulatory region sequence-specific DNA binding. NCBI's taxonomy places the organism in Eukaryota, Metazoa, Arthropoda, Insecta, Coleoptera, Chrysomelidae. Gene Ontology annotation, biological process: regulation of transcription by RNA polymerase II. The record is from RefSeq and is a predicted model, not a curated record. The coding region runs from base 1 to 456 and encodes 151 amino acids. The transcript has 4 exons.
AUGGAUGACAUUAGUUUCGCUGCUCAGUGUUUGCUUAAAAAUGAAGAAACCACCACCUCCAACACAAAAUCUUCUUCGCACAUGAUUGCUCGCAUACUGACAGACCUCACCAGGACCAAGCAAGUGCUGGUGCCAGAGGUUCCCAGUGAUUCGGAGGGUUCCUUGACGAUAAAUGAAUACAGCGAUAAAGAGAAGAAGAGCCCCGCCUCCGAGACACUUAAAGAGAAGGCGGCAACGCCCCCUCCGGUGCAAAAGACCGAAGGGGUACCGCCCACUAAAAAGGCUAACGUCACUAGGGCUCAAAUAGGUACUCGGUUGGGAUCACAGGUCAGGAAGACUCACAAAUGUUCGUAUGGUGGUUGUCAAAAGGUUUAUGGAAAAAGUUCGCAUCUUAAAGCUCAUCUUCGUACACAUACAGUUAAGUUUGAUAAUGGAAUUCUAAAUAAAAAGUCUUGA